Molecule: messenger RNA, 1740 nt
Organism: Hypomesus transpacificus
Lineage: Eukaryota; Metazoa; Chordata; Actinopteri; Osmeriformes; Osmeridae
Product: putative zinc finger protein 286B
Exons: 2
Coding region: 90-1178 (362 amino acids)
Biological process (GO): regulation of transcription by RNA polymerase II
Molecular function (GO): DNA-binding transcription factor activity; RNA polymerase II cis-regulatory region sequence-specific DNA binding
Source: RefSeq, a predicted model, not a curated record
ACAUCCGGCUAGAACGAACGCGCUGAAAGGAAAAAGCAAUCUUUCUUGAGCUAGAGUUUCGUAAACCAUCCGAGUUUUUCCCCACCAAAAUGUCUCAACUAGAGCUGUUCAGGGAUUUUGUCACUGAGCGAUUAACAACGGCAGCUUUGGAGAUAUUUAGGGCAGCUGAAAAAUCGUUUGCUGAUUUCGAAGGGGAGAUUUCUCGUUCAAAGGAGGAGAGUGCGCGACUGCAACGGUUGUUGGACAUUGUUACUCAACCCGAAACCAAGCUUCAACGAACAGAUGUGCAUCAGUUCUCUCUCCCGGAGCCCCCACAGAUAAUGAAGGAACACAAGCUGUGGAUCAGUCAGGAUGAAGAGCAGCUCCAAGGACUGCAGUCUGAAACUACACACUCCAUGUUCACUUCUCCCAGUGUGAAACACGACUGGGAUCAUGAGGACUUUUCUGAAUGUUCACAUCUUGACCAAACUGUUAAAGUAGAGAACAGAGAAGGACAUUCUUUACCCAGCAACACAACUGAGGAGCAAAUAAAAACAGAGCCUCAUGUACAAGUAUAUACAGCAUCAGAACUGGACAGUGACUCUCAGCCCCUCUCUGUUGUAGUUCCAGACUGUCCUACAGCUCAGAGUUUGGAGGAGGAAGAACAUGAAGGAGUGCAGCUUUUUCUGAACAGAACACAAACUAAUGAAGCUCUGCCAAGGGAACAUAUGCCUCAGAGAUGUCACACAGGAAAAACAGUACAUCAGUGUCAACAAUGUAACAAAACUUUUAGUAGAAAAGGUGCUUUGGUUUUUCAUAUAAGGACACACACAGUAAAGAAAUCUUAUCAAUGUCAACAAUGUAACAAACGUUUUUCUCAAAGUGGUUCUCUGUUAAAACACAUAAGGACACACACAGGAGAGAAACCUUAUCAAUGUCAGGAAUGUAACAAACUAUUUGCUCGAAGUGAUACUCUCGUUGGACACAUGAAGACACACACAGGAGAGAAACCAUUUCAGUGUCAACAAUGUAACAAACGGUUUAGUAAGAAGGGUAAUCUGGUUGUGCACAUGAGGACACACACAGGAGAGAAACCUUAUCAAUGUCAGGAAUGUAGCAAACCCUUUCCUCAAAGUGGGUCUCUGUAUAAACACAUGAGGACACACAGGAGAGAAACUGUAUCUAUGUCAACAAUGUAACAUCUUUUUCUUGGAGGUAGAGUCCUAUAAGAAGCAAGUACAAAUAUACCUGGGAUAUCUUUUAGUUACCUGGCUUCACUAAGCCUAACCAGGGUUUUUCAUACCCCAGAAUGGGCCUUAGAGUGACUGCGCCUGACAGUAAGCAUGAUCCAUCUGCGAACAGUAAAGGUCACCUUACAACAUUAACAUCUAUGCAUUUUUUUUUUCUGACCAUAUUAUUAACAAAAAUGUGUUCUUUCUUGAAUAAACAAAACCCCAUUAAUAAAACUAGUUUUAAAAGUAUUUUAUUACAUUGGAAAGAUGGAGGGGAGUGAGUUUGAGGUUGAUGGAUGUCUUUGUCCAUGAUGCUGAUGUGCUCAACUCCAUGGCGGGGAAGGAUAUAAGGUGAGCAUCAUCACACUGCUAAUCAAACACACCUCAAACCAUGUGCUCUGUUGUACUGUAGUGUUUGUGUUUGCUUGUGUUAUGGAAUUUUUAAGAGAGUGAAUCAUAACACCGAAAUGGAUGAAUGGGUCAGAUGGCUGAGCGGUUAGGGAGUUGGGCUAUUAAUCAGAAGGUUGUU